CUUCUCUUUCUCAAACUGGACAUCUCGCAACUGCAUCUCUUCCUCCUUGUUGUUGCUCCAUCCAGCCACUACUGUCUCCCAAUCCUGCUACACUCAGUCCAUAGUGGCAACUACAGCUUUCAUGUUGAACCCGUCAGUGGCUGCAACGUUUGCCGGGGGAAACAACUACCACAGGGGUAACUCCGCUGCACCUCUCAACAUGCUCUCCCAUCCGCCCUCCAGACUUUCUCCGCCUCCAGGGGCGGAUAUAUACGGCGUGACAGCAUCUUCAUCAAGUCAACAACUGCCAGUGGCAGGUUCUUCCGCUACGUAUCCCACACAGCUGCCUCAAACAGCCGCACCGCUCACGGAUACGAAGAAGCAAGGCCAGAACCUUCCUAAACGAGGUUACCGGGCAUGUACCAACUGUCGACUCAGAAAAGCUCGUUGCGACCUUGGGGAUGUAAACUCCCCGUCAGAACCUCCCUGCUCGCGUUGUCGAAGGGAGCAGCGUGACUGUGUGUUUCUUCCUAGCAAACGGCGUCGCAGAACAUCUGUAGCUGACCCUGCUUUACGGGAAGAAUCUUUGGAUCUUCCACAGACUGAAAUCUAUCCUGUCCAAGCAGCAGCAAGGCCAUCAAGUGCCAAUGCACAUUCAGGCGGGGCUCAAGGGGCUCCCAGCGUGUCUCAGUCUCUCAGUCAACAAGGUCCCCCUCUUGCCUCUGCCUCAUCCGUCAAUUCUUCUUUCCCCCAGCUUCCUAAGCCGGCGGCCAAUAAGGAUGAUUCCUCCAGCAGGAUGCCCUUCACUCAAACCGGAAUCUGGAACGAGACAGUGCAACAACCCACCAGUACUGAAGAUCAAGGUAAACAACAGGUGUUUCCUUCUUCUGCUACAUAUCCGACCAUGCAUUCCGUGGGCUCAACUCAACAUCACACUGACACCACUACUCCAGGCUCAUUGGGCGGAUCAUCUGCCGCUUCAACCACCGCUUUGUCACCACAGUAUCGCACCAAAAAACGGAAAACUGAGCCCAGCAAUCGAAAGAUUGUCAACGCCAACUUGAGCAACGAGAUGGAUGCUUUGGAGAUCCUGGCGAAUGCUGCAACUGAUGGGGAUGAUGAGGGAGAAGAUGGUAAAAGGAAACAGCCACACGAUCCGAAGAAGGUCACCUGGAAUGUUGGAGAGCAAUACAAAGCGCCUAUGAGGGAGUUGAGCGAUUUUCAUUUGAUAAAAGCUGGCAUUUUAGACGAACAUGGUCUUCAUGCCAUGGUAGACAACUUCUUUCGGUACUAUCACCCAGCACUUCCUAUCUUCCAAACAGCCCGUAUCCCGAGGUGCAGGGAACAACUACUCGAUCUCGCUCACAAUGAUAGUUUCCUUCUUACUUGUAUAGUCGCUGUCGCGUCUAGACAUCCGUCUGAUAAUCGAUACAAAGAUGUUCAUGACAAAACAUGGGCAGUGAUUAGAGACGCCAUGAGCGAUUAUUCUUUCACCGGUCUACCUGGAUCGGUUGGUUUUGUAGAGGGAGUGCUUCUUCUUGCAGAACACCUCCCUAGAGAAAGGGGAACACCCCCACGAGGAACAAGUGUAGAUAUGCUUGCCGGACCUGGGACUGAGUCGGCUGGAGUGCAUGGCACAGACAACAGGAGAAGCUGGUCUUUGAUCGGCUUGGCCAUUCGUGCGGCAUAUCUCCUGGGGUUGGACCAAAUUUCGUUGGAGAUUGACGAAUCCAGUCGUACUCCUGAUGUAGAGCGAGCUAGAAGUGUUUGGACCUGGUGUUAUUUAUAUGAUCGAACGAUAGGUCUUCGAACAGGUCUCGCUUUCUGGUCUAGAGGUCCUGCUCUGUGUUUUGUGGGCUAUUCUCACAUAUCACAAACGGGAGAGGUAGCUGCCAGACUCAACUUCCCUCUGCAAUUAUCUCCUGGGGCAGAGCUAGAUGGGAGAGCUCAUGAUGACUCGGCAUCGCUUAUGCAAUCCCUUGUGGAGCUCACUCAAGUGAUGACCAACGCCCAUGACAUCCUGUAUCCAAGCAAGCUUAGAACAGAAGUGUUGGUCAAACAGGGAGAGUACUUCUUGUUCUUGGACCAUUUCAGGCGAGCUCUUGACAGCUACCGUACUAUCUGGAAACCCAAACAAUGGUCGAAUCGUACUCUUGAAGAGUUAAGCUGGAUGACAUUUCAUUACGUUAGAUUGUACAUUUCUUCAUUUGGAUAUUCGGCACAUAUAAAGAGAGCUCAAUGGCGUGGAGAUAAGGAGGCUUCGACCGGUCGAGAUGGCUCUCGACAGGCAGUGCAGAUAUUUCCUCGAGGCUCUGCAACGUCCCCCGAUGCUCUUUACAUCUAUGAUUCCAUUGCAGCUGCCAACGAGAUUCUACAUAUUUCUCUGCGUCUUGCGCAAAUGGGUAGUCUCCGUUAUCUUCCUUCCCGAUAUCUCAUCAACAUAUCGUAUGCCGCUGUCUUUGCGUUAAAGAGCAGUUACUCUGGCGCUGUAGAAGAAAAGGAUAUGCAUAGAAUCAGAGAAUUAGUCGACCAUGUGUGUACGGGAUUGGUGCUAUCCUGUCCUGAUAAGGACCAUCCGGCCGUUCGUUACGGACAAAUGUUGAGAAUGCUGGCUAAACGACUGGAAGAGCUCCAUGAUGCGAGUGCGGUUCCGUCUCGUUAUCCCUCGCCUGAGCCCGUCGAAACGACUUCCAACUCAAAUGCAUCCCCCCAAGCAAGCCAAGACCAACCAUCUGUUUUCCCUUGGCCAGCACCUCCCAACGCUUCGACCGAGCAUAGCGCCCCUACUCCAGCUUUUCAACUUCCCCCCUUCCCCGACAUGUCUUUUCUUACGAACAGCCAAGUUAAUCCCGAUUACCUGGGCGAAAAUAAUACGUCGAAUUCAGAGAAACAAGCAGCAAUGUUUGACUAUGAGGACACCAAAUUUGAUUUCGAUCUAAAGGGUUUCUGGGAUGACUUCUCGCUAGGCGAAGGAAGCGGUUUUCCGUUUAGAUGAUCACCUAACUGACAGGCUGUUGACUCGAGUGUAACCCAGUUAAUGCCUUUUUGACUUUGUAAAUAUAGAAUGACGUCUUGCAUGUACAUAUCUAUGCCAUCUCUUCUCG
Cryptococcus deneoformans JEC21 is the source of this 3083-nucleotide messenger RNA. RefSeq lists its product as hypothetical. The record is from RefSeq and is a predicted model, not a curated record. The coding region runs from base 122 to 2974 and encodes 950 amino acids. Gene Ontology annotation, molecular function: zinc ion binding; DNA binding; DNA-binding transcription factor activity, RNA polymerase II-specific. Gene Ontology annotation, biological process: DNA-templated transcription; regulation of DNA-templated transcription. The transcript is spliced from 12 exons. Lineage: Eukaryota; Fungi; Basidiomycota; Tremellomycetes; Tremellales; Cryptococcaceae. Gene Ontology annotation, cellular component: nucleus.